AUCGGUUGGGCGCUCGACGGUUUCCCGGUCUAUGGCCCGCGCGGUCCUUCUGGCACGAUGAUGCAGACGUGCACUGAGACGGGAGGGACCUACGGGACAGACGUGUGCACAGACGAUUGUGGCGGAUACUAUCAGGCUGACGGCUCCAUUGACGAGUUCGUGUACAGGUACUACACGCUUGGCCAGUACAACGAUGGCACCAGCUGUGUCGCACCCGGCUGCUCGUCACCCACGUCUGAGUUCUUUCCCAACACGAUGAUGUGCUACCGGGGCUGCUGCCCCAGUGGAGUUUCGUGCCACAGCGCGAUCACGAGUUGCCCAGGCUCGGGCACCUUGGACGGGGUCACGAGCGAUUACGCGGCCUCCGUGCCCACUGUCAACGGCUUGUCUGUGGCCUCGGGGCUCCCGCUGAACACCGCGGCCUGCGACGACGACGACAUCGCGUGCGGCUCCUGCUCGGAGUGCGAGUGGCGCCAGAACAA
Molecule: messenger RNA, 482 nt
Organism: Prorocentrum cordatum
Lineage: Eukaryota; Dinophyceae; Prorocentrales; Prorocentraceae
Source: the annotation of a GenBank genome assembly